Messenger RNA from Erpetoichthys calabaricus (reedfish), 3140 nucleotides. Its product is annotated as inactive rhomboid protein 2-like. Lineage: Eukaryota; Metazoa; Chordata; Cladistia; Polypteriformes; Polypteridae. Bases 198 to 2684 code for a protein of 828 amino acids. Gene Ontology annotation, molecular function: serine-type endopeptidase activity. Gene Ontology annotation, cellular component: endoplasmic reticulum membrane. The transcript has 18 exons. Gene Ontology annotation, biological process: regulation of protein secretion; regulation of epidermal growth factor receptor signaling pathway. The record is from RefSeq and is a predicted model, not a curated record.
UCUCCCGGGGUCUCCGGCUCCUCCCACACCUUCCGCAGGUAGUCGCCCCGCCUAUCGCUUUACCUCUGAGGAGUAGGCGGUAACAGACAGGAAGAAACGGCGUGCGAAACCUGCAGCGGCUCCACCCGCAGAGUUCAAGCUGCUCCAGUUUGGGGCUCCUUAGCACAGUUAAAGAGCUUCCACUUCUCACAGUGAAGAUGGCAUUCAAUGAACAGAGCAACAAUGAUGACCAGCUAGACAGCCGUCUAAAGAGCCUCAGGCCUCCAAGUCUUGUCCUGCAGUUGCCACCCCAUGAAGAUGCUGAAGAGAAUAGCAACAAGAAGGCAGAGAUCCCAAGGUCUUCAUUCCGGAAGAGUUUGAUCCGUCAGGAGAUGGGUGAGCCAGUGAUGAGUGAGAGUGGGCAGGAGCGACGUUCUACCUUUCGUCGUCAGGCCUCCCUUUCUAAGAGCAUUCGUAGAGGAACAGCGCAAUGGUUUGGUGUUAGUACUGAAUGUGAGGACAAACAACAAGAGUGGCAUCGCAAAAGCUUGAGGCACUGUAGUCAACGAUACGGUCCUCUCAAGGCCCAGUACCGAGAGACAGAGUUGCCAAGCCAGGAUGGGCAAUCAUUUCAAGCCCUUGAAUCUCCAGUGCCUAGUCGGAUGCCCAAGAUUGUGGACCCUCUGGCCCGUGGCAGAGCCUUUCGAUAUCCUGAUGACACAGACCAACCAAGAACACCCCACCCAGUUCAUCCACCCCUUACUCCUGGAAUGGCUUCACUCAGUUCAUUCACCAGUGUCCGUUCUGGGGUAAUGCGCCUGCCUUGUCGAAAGCGUGAGUCCGUGGCCAAGAUGAGCUUCCGUGCAGCAGCGGCUCUUAUAAAGGGGCGCCCAAUACUGCCUAGUCCUGUGCCACAAUGGAAAUGUUCUCGACGUAGCUUUGUGAGGCCAAGCUGGCAAGAGGAUGAAAUGGUAGAUGGCACCGACACUUUAGACUCUUCCUUUUUCAGUAAGAUGGACAUACAUGAAGAAAUGUACUCCAUGCCCGAUGAUGUUUUUGAGUCCCCACCACUGUCUGCUAGUGGCGUGCCUGCUCCACCUCCACAUUUUGGGUUAGAGCCCCAGACCACCCACAAGAAAGAAGUUAUACAGCUUCCUUCGCUGGGGACAGCGGGACCCCGGCGGGGUCGUCGUAUUGCUUCACAAGUGAAACACUUUGCAUUUGACAAGAAAAAGCGGCAGUAUGGGCUGGGUGUCGUAGGAAAGUGGCUGGACCGCACAUAUCGCCGCAGCCUGAGCAGCACAGUGCAAAAGCAGUUAGAGGAUGUUCAUAGCCACAGGCCUUACUUCACCUACUGGUUGACCUUUGUUCACAUAGUGAUAACCAUUUUGUCGAUCAGUACUUAUGGUUUUGCUCCCAUUGGAUUCGCUCAGCAUUCCACUACAGAGCUGGUUUUGCGAAACAAAGGUAUUUAUGAAAGCAUCAAGUACACCCAGCAAGAGAACUUCUGGUUAGGACCUGGCUCGGAUGCCUUAAUUCACCUUGGAGCAAAGUUCUCUCCUUGUAUUCGGAGGGAUGAACAAAUUGGUCUCUACAUAGAAAAGGCCAGGGAAAGGGAGCGUUUUUCAGGCUGCUGCAUCCAAAAUGACAACUCUGGCUGUGUGCAGACUCGGCGUCAGGACUGUUCGGAAACUCUGGCCACCUUUGUAAGAUGGACCAACAACUCUGGCAAUCUGAAUAAUGCAGACACUAGACCAUCCUCUGUAGUCUGCCAUCAGGACCCUAGGACUUGUGAAGAGCCAGCUUCUGCACCCCCUCAUGUCUGGCCAGAUGAUAUCACACAGUGGCCGAUCUGUACUCUUCAACCCAAAAAAAGCAUCACUGGCUUUAAGCACAUGGACUGUGUCAUCAAAGGUCGACCCUGUUGUAUUGGGACUAAGGGCAGGUGUGAAAUUAGCACUCGGGAGUACUGCAAGUUCAUGCAUGGCUACUUCCAUGAGGAGGCAACUCUCUGUUCUCAGGUCCAUUGUCUAGAUGAAGUGUGUGGACUGCUGCCCUUCCUCAAUCCUCAGUAUCCUGACCAGUUUUACCGACUCUGGCUCUCAUUGUUCCUACAUGCCGGGAUUAUCCACUGCCUGGUGUCUGUGGUCUUUCAGAUGACUGUUCUACGAGACCUGGAGAAACUGGCCGGUUGGUUGCGCAUAUCGAUUAUCUUCAUUCUGAGUGGUAUCACUGGAAACUUGGCGAGUGCGUUGUUUCUCCCAUAUCGGGCUGAGGUUGGCCCUGCUGGUUCCCAGUUUGGAAUUCUUGCCUGUUUGUUUGUUGAGCUAUUCCAGAGCUGGCAGAUCCUCGAGCAACCCUGGACAGCCUUUUGUAAGCUACUGAGCUUAGUGCUCAUCCUGUUCCUGUGUGGCCUUCUGCCUUGGAUUGAUAACAUUGCCCAUAUCUUCGGAUUCCUCAGCGGCCUCCUUCUGUCCUUUGCGUUUCUGCCGUAUAUCACCUUUGGCACGUCAGACAAGAUGCGAAAACACGCCAUGAUAAUAGUUUCGCUGCUAGCAUUCUUAGGCCUUUUGGGUUCCCUCAUUGUCUGGUUUUAUGUCUAUCCUAUUAACUGGCACUGGCUAGAAUACCUCACUUGCAUCCCAUUCACCAAAGAUUUUUGCGAGAGGUAUGACCUUGACCACGUGGUACACUUGACUCCCUGAGGGUAGCAGGCAUCCUGAUUUUUACCUCAGGCCUUGUCCUCCCUGGAAAAGCAGUCUCCUUGGCUUGUAGAAAGGACACGGUCUGCAGGGCACCAUCUUAAUGUGACUACCUGAUUACCUUCCCCUAAUUCACCUUACUCUCACCCAUCACUGUCGACUCACUGCCUAGUUACAUUUCAGAUUAUUUUAGCUCAUUUGCAUUUAUUUAUUUUUGCCUUUUGUGUGCGUAAGACAGAAAGAGAGAAGGAAAGAAUGGUCAUUCAGAGGCUGUAAACUCACAAAUGCAGUGCCAACUUCAGGUUCUAGUUAGUCUACACCUGUACACUCCACUAUUUGGAGAUUCAUGCAUUUUAUGAGGCAGGCUAUCUGGAAUCCUGUGUAUUUUCUCAAUAUCUUUCAUACUACUACUACAGAGGUUAUUUUUGUUAUAAGUUUGAAUAAAAUACUGUAACUGUG